GGACUACAUAGACCAUGAGGUGGGGCGUGGAUUCCAGGGCGCCAUCUAUGAGGACCCGGUGGCCCUGGGGCAUUUUGCCACUGCACUGACUGGGCAGGUGGCGGUCAUCGCCCUCUGCGCUCUGCUGCUGAAGACCCGGCAGGCGGGGCUGCUCUGCGCCCCCCUCCUCCCGCUGGCUGCCCAGCUGUGCCGCCUCCCUCCCCAGGCUCUGCCCACCGUCAGCUCCUGCGGGGCGGCCCUGGCGGCCCUGCAGCUCCUCCACGCGGCCGCUUCCUCCCUCCUGGGGCUUCUCCGCGGGGCUGUGCGCGGCUGCCGAGAGAUCCUGCAGGACCCGGAGGCCGAUCGGCUGGUGACCCUGGCCGGGUCCCUCUGGAGGCGGCUGGCUCUGCCGGUGGUCUUCUGCUCCUUCUGGCUGGUCCUCUUCGUCCUGCAGAUCUUCAGCCUGGCCUCCUCCUCCUCCUCCUCCGGCCCCCUUCGGCCCCAGCAGGGCUGCCUCUUCCUCCUCCUCAGCAGCGUGGCCAGGUGCUGCAGCUCCCCCUACUCCCUCCUCGGACUCACCUGUGCCGUCUCUUACCUGGCCUUGGGGUUCCUCCAGCUGACCAGGCUCUAUUUAAGUGGCUGCGGAGGCCUCCAGGAUGACAGCGUCACCCACAG
Molecule: messenger RNA, 654 nt
Organism: Thamnophis sirtalis
Lineage: Eukaryota; Metazoa; Chordata; Lepidosauria; Squamata; Natricidae
Source: RefSeq, a predicted model, not a curated record